Postia placenta MAD-698-R-SB12 is the source of this 883-nucleotide messenger RNA. RefSeq lists its product as hypothetical. The coding region runs from base 38 to 739 and encodes 233 amino acids. The transcript has a single exon. Gene Ontology annotation, biological process: mycotoxin biosynthetic process. NCBI's taxonomy places the organism in Eukaryota, Fungi, Basidiomycota, Agaricomycetes, Polyporales, Adustoporiaceae. The record is from RefSeq and is a predicted model, not a curated record.
CAGUUCCGUACCUAGGCCCAAGACCGCGCGAAAUCUCAUGUCGCAGAACGACAUCCCCCAAUCGUCUUCCCCUCUUACAUCCCGACUCAUGCUACUAUUUAGCCCCAAGCCUUCGAAGUUCUCUCUGGUGACGCUCAGCUCCGUACUCUUUGCUUUGAGCCUUGCAAUCAAGCUCGUAGUCACCGUUUACCUCAAGUCCCUCGCACUCGACGAUGCUCACAAAUACAGUACGGAUGUUCUUCCGCACCUAGCUGAACUCACACAAUGCUCUCUUGAAUGCACAGCUUACCUGGGCGCAGACCAUCCCCCGCGCUGGCCUAUUACCGUCCCGCGCGUCUUAAUGGCCUCCGACGCAUCCACGCAUUUCCAGCUCACGACAGCUGCCGGCAUCGCAGAGUGGGUUGCGCUUGUCCCCGGAAAUGGCCUCGUACACCUCGGCCCGCACCGAGCGCCAUAUACCGUUGCAAUGCUCCACGAGCUCCGCUGCCUCGACAUCGUGCGCGAUGCCAUGGUGCACGGCCUCCGUAGCGGCAACAUGACGGAUGCGCAGGUGGACCUUGGGAGGCACUGUCUGAACUAUCUACGCCAGAUGGUGCUGUGCCGCGGCGACCUGCAGCUCGAGCCGUUUCUUGCCCCGUCGCAUUACAAGCCGAUAGACCUGUAUGGGACAUAUGUGUGCCGCGACUGGGGUGCGGUGUAUCGAGAGGUAGAGCAGAACCAACGAGAGUACGCGCGAUGACUGAGCGAGGAGGGUGCCACGCUUAACGAGUCCGCGCUUGCCGGCGAAACAUCGUGAUAUCUACACCGCUCGCCGGUCAAAAUAAUACCCUACCUAUCUUCCCUGCUUCAAGAGGGUAUCUACCUUGUAAAAUGGACUACUCGU